Teleopsis dalmanni is the source of this 681-nucleotide messenger RNA. Its product is annotated as succinate dehydrogenase assembly factor 4, mitochondrial-like. Gene Ontology annotation, cellular component: mitochondrion. The transcript has 2 exons. Gene Ontology annotation, biological process: mitochondrial respiratory chain complex II assembly. NCBI's taxonomy places the organism in Eukaryota, Metazoa, Arthropoda, Insecta, Diptera, Diopsidae. The coding region runs from base 165 to 518 and encodes 117 amino acids. The record is from RefSeq and is a predicted model, not a curated record.
ACUUUCAUUAUAUAUUUGUUACCAUUCAACUCAAAAUCAGAAUAAAGACAAGACGUUGAAAUUGUACAAUUUAUUUGGUGAAAAAAAUUAUUAACUUUUUUAAUAAUUACAAUUGAAGCCAAAUUCUGCGAAUAUCAAUUGAAAUAUUCGAGUAUUACUGCAUAAUGGAUGCUUUAGUAAAUCUCAUUAAACAAAAGAAGAUUCUUACUUUGGGAAAAUCUGCUCACCAAGUUAAGUGCUUUAUGUGUACCUCAAACAAUGCUAAUCCUGAUUCCGCUUCCAAAGGUGAGGGUAAAACACCUUCUAAACGUGUACUUGAAUUCCAGAAGAAGUUACGUGCUGAAAACCCAGAUGACGAAACUGAUCAAUUAUCGCUUCAAUCUUUUAUGGAGCAAGAUAUCAUCAAGCCGUGGCCAAAUAAUACUAAUCCACAUACCGGCGAAGUUGGCGGACCUUCUGGACCCGAACCUACACGUUAUGGUGACUGGGAACGUAAAGGUCGUGUAACCGAUUUCUAGUCAGAGCAUUUUUCGUAGUGGUUAUAGGUUUAUAGGACCUAACACGUUUAUGGAUAGGCGCUAAUUAAGAUAAUUUGUGAUUUCUCAAUAUUCUGUAUGUAAAUUGAUAGUUAAUGUUAUUUAAAUGAAAUAAACUCCAUCAGGCUUCUAAAAUUUAAAUAAA